AUGCUUUUCGGCUCCUUAGGACAACGUACAUAAAGCCCAUGAGUCCUACCUUUCUCCUCGUUCCUAUCUCCCCUUUCCCUCUUCCUAACCUCCUCUCUUUAUCUUACCUUGCUUUCUAAAUGCCUUCUGCCACCGAAUAUCCCUGUCCUUCCUUUGAAUUUGCGCUCUCUCAGGCAAAUUAUACUCUCAAGCUCCCCAACUACCGUUCUUCGCACCUCGGAAGAUACCACCCUUAUGGCAAGAGACAGCCGAAAGGAGGUUUUGAAGACCUCAUGGAAACUGUCGAUGAUGAUCGCAGUUGGAACUACGACAAUUUCUCAUCCCCGAGGUUCCCUCUGUCUGUGGUAUUGGAAGAAAACGAAGACGUCGCUAGCCUCCAUGUCGUUGUUCCUGCCAUGGAGGGUAGGCGUGCUGAUAUUGCAAGACGUAUCGGCCCCGUCGAAUUGAUCAUUGACUUUGCUCUGGCCAUGCGGCGCCAGUUUGAAAAAACGCGAGCCCGUAACUGUUGUUUAGUGUCUAGCGCUCAGAAGUGAGGCGCAUAGUACGAACAGUUGUUUCGAUCUAGUGCAUAGACAAUUUGAUUGCGUCUGGUUGUAAAUCGAGCCUGAUGGGAUAAUCAAGUUUUUUCUAGCUGUGU
Messenger RNA from Serpula lacrymans var. lacrymans S7.9, 637 nucleotides. RefSeq lists its product as uncharacterized. Bases 120 to 533 code for a protein of 137 amino acids. The record is from RefSeq and is a predicted model, not a curated record. The transcript has 4 exons. NCBI's taxonomy places the organism in Eukaryota, Fungi, Basidiomycota, Agaricomycetes, Boletales, Serpulaceae.